This is a messenger RNA of Gigantopelta aegis, 1059 nucleotides long. Its product is annotated as lisH domain-containing protein C1711.05-like. The record is from RefSeq and is a predicted model, not a curated record. The transcript has 3 exons. Lineage: Eukaryota; Metazoa; Mollusca; Gastropoda; Neomphalida; Peltospiridae. Bases 1 to 1059 code for a protein of 352 amino acids.
AUGCUCAAUACCGCAGAUGUUCAAAUGCACUGUGAGAAAAACACAAUCAAUUUAGAAGAGAAUAAAGAUAGCUACAAUGUAGUCCAGGAUUAUGUGGAUCACGAUUGUAAAGAAAACAGAGAGGUUCCACAACAGACGUCGGGCUCUCAAAAUCUGAUGUCUCAAAAGACCAAUAGUGAAACGAAGGACAUGAUGACCACAAACAGUGGUGAAUCUUCCGAUGAUUCUGACUCAUCAGAUUCGUCUGAUGAAGAAAGUUCAAGUUCUGAUGAAAAAAGUUCAAGUUCAAGUUCUGAUGAAGAAAGUUCAACUUCAAGUUCUGAUGAAGAAAGUUCAACUUCAAGUUCUGAUGAAGAAAGUUCAAGUUCUGAUGAUACAUCAUCAGAUAGUGACAGUGACGAGGAUGAACGUAAUUCAGUUUACCCUGCAUCAAGUGGAAUUCAUAACAAUUCUCAGCAGACUGUGAAUGGUUCUGAUAAUCCACAUGUUUUUAAAUUAUUUGACAGACUGACGCCCUUAAAUGAGUUGUUCAGUAGAAUGCUGAGUAGUCAGAAUAGAAGAACGGACACAUCAAAGACGGAUGUUUCUAAAGUUUCAAAAACUUCAGUGAGUAGCAAACAGACAGGUAAAGGAAAAGAUUCCAAAGCAAACGAUGCUACAGCAAAAAUAGUCUCAGAUAAACGUCAUACUAUCAGUGACAAAGACAAACCAGUUUCUAAAGUUUCAAAAACUUCAGCCAGUCACACACAGACAGGUAAAGCAAAAGAUUCCAAGGCAAAGGAUACUACAGCAAAAAUAGUAUCAGAUAAAAGUGAUACUAUCAGUGACAAAGACAAUCCAGUUUCUAAAGUUUCAAAAACUUCAGCCAGUCACACACAGAGAGAUUUGUAUCUCCCGAAUAACGUUUUAAAAACGAAGUCGGCCGCCAGAUCACCGGUCGAUUUUCACGCCCGCGGGGUUCGGGCGACCCCUAAAAAUCGCAGCGGAGCCCGUAGAAAUCUGGCAGCGUCCUUUUUGGCCUGUUUUAGGAGUCGCGCGGGCGCCGCGACCAAUAUGUAA